AACCAUUUUCGUAGAGAAGAAAAAGAAAAACGAUGAAUGUCCCUGAUCGCUACGAGCGCUUCGUCGUCCCGGAGGGCGCGAAGAAGGUUUCAUACGAGAGAGACACGAAGAUCAUGAAUGCGGCAACAUUUAUAUUGGAGAGAGAGGAUCAUACUAUCGGAAACAUUCUCCGCAUGCAACUUCAUAGAGAUGAUAAUGUGCUUUUUGCUGGCUACCAGCUUCCUCAUCCUCUUAAGUACAGAAUACUUGUUCGGAUACAAACUGCUAGCCAGUCUUCACCGAUGCAGGCAUAUAAUCAGGCUAUCAAUGAUUUGGAUAAGGAGCUCGACGUUUUGAAAUACGAGCUUGAGAGUGAGAUUUCAAGGUUCUCGAGGGCCUAUUAGUUUCCCAUCCAAGAAAACCAAGGGAAAGUUUGAAUUCAAUAACGACGAGUUGGGAAUGGAAUGCCAAUAAUCAAAUUUACGGCCACUUUUUAGUCUGCUUCCUUUUGGCGGUGGGGUGGGAGUUCGCUGUAUUCUUUCUUUUAAAUGGAAGUUCAAAUUUCCAUCCAAAAAAGAGAAACCAUUUUAGUUCAGUAUUGAUUUGAAAUAAAUAUUUUGAACUGUAUUCCAUUUCAAUAAUACUUCACGAGUCCAAAAUUUCAUCGUCUUUUCAAAGAAAUAAAAA
Cucumis melo (muskmelon) is the source of this 666-nucleotide messenger RNA. Its product is annotated as DNA-directed RNA polymerases II, IV and V subunit 11-like. The transcript has 5 exons. The record is from RefSeq and is a predicted model, not a curated record. Lineage: Eukaryota; Viridiplantae; Streptophyta; Magnoliopsida; Cucurbitales; Cucurbitaceae. Gene Ontology annotation, biological process: transcription by RNA polymerase II. Gene Ontology annotation, cellular component: RNA polymerase II, core complex. Bases 33 to 383 code for a protein of 116 amino acids. Gene Ontology annotation, molecular function: protein dimerization activity; DNA binding.